Molecule: messenger RNA, 1161 nt
Organism: Batrachochytrium dendrobatidis JAM81
Lineage: Eukaryota; Fungi; Chytridiomycota; Chytridiomycetes; Rhizophydiales
Product: glucosaminyl-phosphotidylinositol O-acyltransferase
Exons: 6
Coding region: 1-1161 (386 amino acids)
Biological process (GO): protein localization to plasma membrane; GPI anchor biosynthetic process
Cellular component (GO): endoplasmic reticulum; membrane
Molecular function (GO): glucosaminyl-phosphatidylinositol O-acyltransferase activity
Source: RefSeq, a predicted model, not a curated record
AUGUCCAUCACAAUUACCGAAUGGACUUUGACUAUACUUGCAGCACAGAUUGCUGCAGUUUUGGGAUUUAUCGCACUAGCACUAGUAAACCCACUGAAAGGAUCGGCUGCAAAGAAACAAACAAAAACAGCCGUGUCAGGCUAUGUUCCAUCAUCAGUGGCAUUUAGGGCUUUUUUGCAAAUGCUAACAGUCACUGCAAUUCUAGCUGUGGAUUUCAGUGUAUUUCCGAGACGGUUCGCCAAAACAGAAAUGUAUGGCACUUCAUUGAUGGAUAUUGGAACAGGUGCAUUCAUCUUUUCAAGUGGCUUAGUAUCUGGACCAAGAAUCAAUCAAAAAAACGUAAGCUUUAUAGCAAAAGUCAUCAAGACAUCCCAGAUUGUCAUUUUUCCUGUUCUUUUUGGCGUACUUCGAAUCGCAUUUGUCAAAUCUGUAAACUAUCAGGAACAUGUGAGCGAAUAUGGAGUGCAUUGGAACUUUUUUUUUACUUUGGCAUGUGUUUCCUUACUUGCCACUCUCCAUGGAACUCUAUUUUCUCGAGUCAGCUAUGCAUUUACUGCAGUCAUUAUUAUUAUUGGAUACGAGAUUGCACUUGCAAGAGGUCUUGAACAGUAUAUUAUAAGUGCUCCUAGGGUCGAUAUAAUCAGCAUGAAUCGCGAAGGAAUUUGUAGCAUGGCAGGGUAUUACUGCAUUUUUUUAAUAUCUGCAGAAAUUGGAGCACGUAUUCUUCCUAAAGUGCAGCCGUUCAAUAUGGGAAUGAUUCGUUUUAAAGUUUUGACAGCAACAGUAGGCAUGUCAUUUUUAUUGUAUCUGGUGUGCACACUCCAUCUUGAUCUUCAAGUUUCGCGUCGUUUAGCAAAUGCUUCAUAUGUUUUUUGGGUCACGGCUGUGUGUACGUCCUUGCUUGCAGGGCUUUUUGUAGUCGAUCAUACUCUAUCACGUAUAUUUAAAAACUCUGCAGAACAGCUCAAAGAUAGCCCAGUUUUAUUCCAAAGUCUCAAUCGCUAUCAGUUGGUGGCAUUCAUUGUUGCCAACAUUCUCACUGGCUUAUUGAAUCUAUCCAUUAACACGUUACAAGUGUCUAAUGUGUAUGCAAUGGGAAUUCUUUUUGUGUAUGCAUCUAUUGUCUCGUCUUCAGUUGUUUUGUUGAACACUUGGAAAUGA